Messenger RNA from Glycine soja, 595 nucleotides. RefSeq lists its product as uncharacterized. The record is from RefSeq and is a predicted model, not a curated record. Gene Ontology annotation, biological process: cell fate determination. The transcript has 2 exons. NCBI's taxonomy places the organism in Eukaryota, Viridiplantae, Streptophyta, Magnoliopsida, Fabales, Fabaceae. Bases 57 to 422 code for a protein of 121 amino acids.
UGUAUAAAAGAACAACAAAGAGCUACAUAUCACGGCUCUUCUUUGGCUAGGAUACAAUGGCAGCAACCUUCAAGUACCUUUUUCCCAUCCUCUUCCUUACCCUUAUAGUCAAAGGGUCUUGUGAGUGUUCCAUAAACAACAUCAAUAUUGGCACUACAAGAAGUGGGAGAGUAAUACAAGGCCAACCUGAGUGGAACGUAGUUGUGAUCAACAACUGCACUUGUACACAAAGCCAGAUAAGGUUGUCUUGCAAAGGGUUUAAGACUUCAGAGAGUGUUAGCCCAUCAAUUCUUUCCAUAGAAGGUGACAGCUGCCUCCUUAUCAAUGGCAAUCCUUUGAAUAGUUUUGCUACUGUUCGCUUCUCCUAUGCUUGGGAUCCUCCUUUCCUCUUAUUGCCUACAAGCUCUAGUAUAAGUUGUUAAUAGGGAUAUAUUUUCUGAAAUGUUUCAUAGAAAAACAAUAAUAGAAAUGAUAAUAAUCGUCAAUUUUAGCAUUCUAUGGAUUUUAUGGGUAUACUAUGGGCAUUAGAAACCUUGUUAGGGAAAGAUUGACCUUAUGCAUCCCAUUCUUGAAAAUAAACGAGUAUUUUCUGCAA